CCGGAUGCCUCGGCGAGCGCUCCCCGUCACGUCCGUCUCUCAUAACACACGUGAAGGACAAACAGAGGGUCCACGCUGUCCUGUCACUAACUCACAUGUUUGAUCAACGAGUCUGAUCUGUUUACCCACAUGUAGCAUGUCCCUUGGCCAGGAUGCUUCGUAAGAGUCAAACACUCAAGUACUUCCUCAGCCUGGUUCCGGGUAAACGUCGCCUCGGGACGUACAGGUUCCUCCCCGUCUUCUUCUGCAUCGGAGGAGUCAUGGAGUGGAUCAUGAUCAACGUGCGGAUCGGAAGAGAAACGUUCUACGAUGUCUACCGAAGAAAACAAUCCGAGCGGGGGUACCAGCAGAAGGUAACAGAUGGACUGAUUGUUGUCGAUGAGCCUGGAACCAAGUGAACAUCAGUCGGAUUUGAAGUGGACUAAACGUGUCGUAAAGGAAAUAAACUUGGACUCUGGUUUAUUACAACAACCGUAUCACAGUUAGAAGCUGUCAGAAAGACGCUGAUGAUCUCUUCCAACAUGCAGCUUUUAUUGUUUAUAUCUUUGGUUUAAGAAACAGCAACACACAAAAGCUGAAAAAAACAACAACAUAAUCACAACAAACGUCUCAUUUAUUCAUAACAACCACAACCAGAUCUCAGUAUUGGUUUGUCAGUGAAUCUGUAAAAAUGUUGCUUAACACCUGCCAAGACAGCAAAGUCUCAGCCCAAUUGUAACAGAAUGAAAAGCUAAUAAUGUGUGUAUUGCCAUCUUGGAAUGAUUUUGCACGAAUGUGUCUUACACUGGCAGAAAACACUGAUAAGAAACAGAUACAAACUCUGUCUUCCCGUCUGUUCAAUACUUUUGUCAUUUCUGUCGUAUUCUACAAAAAAGUUGCAUCAUCUUGAGCUGUAUUGUAAAUUUGAGUAAAUAAAAUGUAACUUAAGAACA
This is a messenger RNA of Pleuronectes platessa (European plaice), 932 nucleotides long. RefSeq names its product small integral membrane protein 4. NCBI's taxonomy places the organism in Eukaryota, Metazoa, Chordata, Actinopteri, Pleuronectiformes, Pleuronectidae. The transcript has 2 exons. The coding region runs from base 153 to 398 and encodes 81 amino acids. The record is from RefSeq and is a predicted model, not a curated record.